This is a messenger RNA of Orcinus orca (killer whale), 1483 nucleotides long. RefSeq names its product family with sequence similarity 110 member B (gene FAM110B). NCBI's taxonomy places the organism in Eukaryota, Metazoa, Chordata, Mammalia, Artiodactyla, Delphinidae. The coding region runs from base 1 to 1113 and encodes 370 amino acids. The transcript has a single exon. The record is from RefSeq and is a predicted model, not a curated record.
AUGCCCACGGAGAGCCUACAGACAGGUAGCAUGGUGAAGCCGGUCAGCCCCGCCGGCACCUUCACGUCGGCCGUGCCCCUGCGCAUCCUCAACAAGGGGCCCGACUACUUUCGCCGGCAGGCGGAGCCCAACCCCAAGCGACUCAGCGCUGUGGAGCGGCUGGAGGCCGACAAGGCCAAGUACGUCAAGAGCCAGGAGGUCAUCAACGCCAAGCAGGAGCCCGUGAAGCCUGCCGUGCUGGCCAAGCCCCCCGUGUGCCCGGGCGCCAAGCGCGCGCUCGGCAGCCCCACGCUCAAGGGCUUCGGCGGCGGCGCCAAGAGCGAGGGCGGCGCGCCGCGCGAGACCCUGAAGCUCGAGAUCCUCAAGAACAUCCUCAACAGCUCGGAGGGCUCGAGCGCGGGCUCGGGCCACAAGCACGGCGCGCGGAACUGGCCGGCGCCGCGCGCCGACGCGGCCGAGCUGCACCGGCACUCGUUCGCCGAGUCGCUGCGCGUGCGCCCCACGCCCGGCCGCGGCAGCCCGCAGGAGGGCGGCUCGCACGUGGGCCGGAGGCCGCUCGAGCCCGCCCCCGACUCCUUCCUGCACGUGUCGCACAGCUCCUCGGACAUCCGCAAGGUGACGGGCGCAAAGCCCCUGAAGGCCAUCCCCUGCAGCAGCUCCGCCCCGCCGCUGCCCCCCAAGCCCAAGGUCGCCGCCCCGGCCGCGGUCAGGUCCCCCGAGGCCGAGGCGGCCGAGCCGGCCUGCGGGGUGGGCCGGAGACCCUCGCUCCAGCGGUCCAAGUCGGACCUGAGCGACAGGUACUUCCGAGUGGACGCCGACGUGGAGCGCUUCUUCAACUACUGCGGACUGGACCCCGAGGAGCUGGAAACCCUGGGCAUGGAGAACUUCGCCCGCGCCAACUCCGACAUCAUCUCCCUCAACUUCCGCAGCGCCAGCAUGAUCAGCUCGGACUGUGAACAGUCUCAGGACAGUAACAGUGACCUUAGAAACGAUGACAGUGCCAAUGACCGGGUGCCCUAUGGCAUCUCCGCGAUCGAGAGAAACGCUCGCAUCAUCAAGUGGUUGUAUAGCAUCAAACAAGCCAGAGAGUCGCAGAAGGUGUCCCACGUGUAAGAGGAAGAGCGCGCAGCGGAGGGAGGGGGGGGGUCUCUGUCCGUGCCUCGGCAGUUAUGGAGGUUGUGAGGUCUCCUUGCAGUGUUGUGAGCUUCUCCACUCUCUUUGUGUUGCUUGUUGUGCAAUGUCUUUCAAGUUGCAUGCCCGCCAACGUGGGGACUGACCUGGCGUCCUCGGCCACCAUCGCUGCAGAACCUGGCCGAUCGCUCGCCAUCCGCCAAAAGUCCCAGGCCAGAUUCACACUAGGGCUUCGAUCUUCAGCAAAACUGUUUACAAGGAAAACGGUAUACAACUUCUCCAAUAUUUAUGUGGUUCCUGUGUUUUUAUAUCCCGCGCUAUAGUGUCUUAAUUAAAAGUUUUAUCCACUGGC